UAUAAAGACUCAAAGAUGCAAAUUUGGUAUGAGGUGCAAGUUCAAUCAUCCGAAGGAAAAACUGGCUGCUGUUGUUGCUUCAGAAAAUGCUGAUGUUUUUGCCUUACCUGAGAGGCCUUCUGAGCCCCCAUGUGCUUUCUACUUGAAAACGGGGCAAUGUAAGUUUGGUGCAACCUGCAAAUUUCAUCACCCAAAAGAUAUCCAGAUACCAUCAGCCGAGCAAGAGAAUAAAAUUGGAGAAACUGGGACAACUAUUCAGCCGGAGGGAACUGGAUUUGGUGUGAAGCUUCCUGUUUCAUUCAGCCCUGCACUAUUAUAUAACUCCAAGGAGCUUCCUGUAAGACCGGGUGAACCCGAUUGUCCAUUCUACCUGAAAACUGGAAGUUGCAAGUAUGGGGCCACUUGCCGCUACAAUCAUCCUGAUAGAUAUGAUUUUUGUGCAGCAAUCAAUCCACCAGUUGGUGCAAUCAGCCAUCCCAUUGUAGCCCCUCCGGCAGCUGGUCUGAACAUAGGAGUUAUUAAUCCAGCUGCCUCCAUUUAUCAAACUUUGGCUCAGCCAACGGUGGGAGGGGGCCAAACUGUGUAUCCUCAACGCUUUGGACAGAUUGAAUGCGAUUACUAUAUGAAGACGGGGGAAUGUAGGUUUGGCGAACAAUGCAAAUACCAUCACCCAAUUGAUAGGUCAGCAGUGGCCCUGUCAACAACAAAACCAGUUCAACAACAAAAUGUUAAGCUAACUCUUGCUGGACUACCUAGGAGAGAGGGUGUUGCUAUCUGUGUGUAUUACCUGAAAACUGGCACAUGCAAGUAUGGUGCAACCUGCAAAUUUGACCACCCACCUCCUGGCGAGGUUAUGGGCAUGGCAGCAUCACAAGGAACAACCGGAGGGGAAGCAAAACCAGACGAGUUCACACAGGAACAGCAGCAGUGAGGUCUCUAGCAUGAAUAACUUUGGGAGUUAUUUUGUUGAUCUCUGUUGCCAUGCCCUGUUUCACACUAUUCUUCUCGAGCCAUUGUUGGCACAGUACUUGUAUGAGUUGUCUAAUUAGCUAUUCUUUGUGUUCUGUUUUGCUUGUAUGGUGCAAGUCUUUACCGAUUGAAUAACCGAAGCGUUUUUCGUUCUUCAGUAAUUUUAGCCUGUCUCUGCAAUACCGUC
Prunus avium (sweet cherry) is the source of this 1156-nucleotide messenger RNA. The record is from RefSeq and is a predicted model, not a curated record. Lineage: Eukaryota; Viridiplantae; Streptophyta; Magnoliopsida; Rosales; Rosaceae.